Molecule: messenger RNA, 765 nt
Organism: Laccaria bicolor S238N-H82
Lineage: Eukaryota; Fungi; Basidiomycota; Agaricomycetes; Agaricales; Hydnangiaceae
Gene: LbMnSOD2
Product: mitochondrial manganese superoxide dismutase
Exons: 4
Coding region: 14-625 (203 amino acids)
Biological process (GO): superoxide metabolic process
Cellular component (GO): mitochondrion
Molecular function (GO): metal ion binding; superoxide dismutase activity
Source: RefSeq, a predicted model, not a curated record
CGACCUCAUUACCAUGGCCAACACUCUCCCUGACCUCCCUUACGCCUAUGAUGCACUCGAGCCUUAUAUCUCUCGCCAGAUCAUGGAGCUUCAUCACAAGAAGCACCACCAGACUUACGUCAAUGCUUUGAAUGCGGCAGAGGCCGCCUAUGCACGCGCAUCCACUCCUAAGGAGCGCAUCGCACUUCAGGCUGCACUCAAAUUCAAUGGCGGAGGACAUAUCAACCACUCUCUGUUCUGGAAGAACCUUGCUCCUUCUGCUGAAGUAAAGAAAGGAACAGGCGGGGUCUUGAAGGAUGGACCUCUCAAGCAGGCCAUCGAACGCGAUUUUGGCAGCCUCGACAAUUUGAAGAAGCAAUUCAAUGAGGCGACGCUUGGAAUUCAGGGAUCUGGCUGGGGCUGGCUUGGACUCAACCCCACCACCAACCGCCUGGAACUGGCGACUACUCCUAACCAGGACCCACUUCUCCAUAUCUUUCCUAUCAUCGGGGUUGAUAUCUGGGAGCACGCUUUCUAUCUCCAGUACCUGAAUGUUAAGGCUGAUUAUCUCAAGGCCAUUUGGUCCGUCAUCAACUUUGAGGAAGCCGAAAAGCGACUUUCUGAGGGUGCCAGUUACAAGCUAUGAACGUAAAAGACUGUCCAAUGCGUCAGUUUAUGUAGGAGAAGGUCAAAUAGCCGAAGCAAAUUAUAUAACGUAUCCUGGUAACUUUCGAACUACUUAGUUCUUUCUCCAUAUGAGUACAAAAUUUACAAGAUGGGUUCUCU